AUGGAAGGCGCCCACCGUCAGUUUCGCUCCACCAAACGCCGGGCCACCCCGGUACCGGUGGCGCCGCCAAGGGUACCAACCCCGAUGCCCGUCAAUAACAACAAUGGACCCAGAUCAUGUGAAACUCCGAAAACGACGUCGUCGUCUACGCUGAUAGCAUCGGCGCCAUCUGGUCACGACAUGCAGCAGCAGCAAAGGCUUAUCUCGAAAGCUCCGUUCCGGUUGCUGGAUAACGACGUCAAAACUGCCUGGAUCAAUCCCAGAUUAAUCUCAAAGAUCGAUUUGGACAUGAUAAAAAAGAACGAUUACGUGCCCUCCUACGAACGCAACAUAAACGGCUAUCAUCACCAUCAUCCGAGGGCCUCUUCUUGCGGAAGAGUCCACGACCGAGAGUGGGAGACUCCACCACUGACGUCACCAAUAGUAGUGAAUGGACGCGGCGCGAAAUUCCAACAACCAGUGGCAGUUCCUACCUCAACCGGACCAAUUCCGGAGCCUUCCGGAGUCAGACGCGCUCCCAAAACCGGCAAUAACGGACGUUCCGCCAAAACUGUUCAAAUGCCUUUAGCGAAAAACAAUCUCAAGAGUCGUUUGCCAACUAAAAAAGUUAAAAAUAAUAAUUUGGCAACCCUUAAUGCUCAAGCGCUAUGUCAGCAACAAGUUGCUGCUGGUAGACAGCUACAAUCUUUGGCUUAUCAUCAGCAAAAUGUAAAAGUGUGCGAAAGUGCGGGACUUUUCGGUGUUUAUGCUGAAACUAAGUAUGUUUACGCGGUUAAUAGUGUUGGGACUAAUUUGGCUCAAGCUUCAGCUGCAGCUGCUUUUUUUGCCAGCCGCUCAGAAACUGAACCUUUCCUCGUCGCCGCACAGAAGGAAACGUUACAACUCGGACGAAACGGAUCCGGGAGGAUUUUGCGGGGCCUUGCAAAAAUGCCCUCCACCUGUACCACCCGCCCUUCUGAGACGAAUAGGAGUAAGAGAAGUCACCGGAGUUGGAAAGUAAUGCUGCGUGUGUCAAAUUCGAUACCAGACACCGGUGGGGGUGGUUUCUUCAGUUUGGACAAGCGAAAAAAACAAGUCACCCUGGUGGAUCCGAGCAUCUUGAACGGUUCCACCGCUCCAGAGGAUCGUCGAGUAGGCGUAGCAGCUCCAAAAAUGUUCGCAUUCGAUGCAAUUUUCUCACAAGACGAUUCACAGAGCGAAGUUUGUUCGAGCGCACUCACCGACGUCAUCCAUGCUGUGAUCAAUGGUACCGAUGGGUGCCUGUUCUGUUUUGGCCACGCCGGCUUGGGUAAAUCGUAUACGAUGCUAGGCACGCCAGACACGUCCAAUACGUUGGGGAUAAUCCCUUGCGCCAUCUCGUGGCUAUUUAAAGGCAUCAACGAGCAAAAACAAAAGACCGGAGCGAGGUUUUCGGUACGUGUCAGUGCGGUAGAGGUGUCCGGACCGACCAAUCAACUGCGAGAUUUACUAGCUGGAUAUUCUAAUGAUUCCGAACAAUCGCCCGGAAUGUACCUGAGGGAUGAUCCACUGAUGUUUGGCAAUCAACCGCCUCAUUGCGAACUGAGAGUACCAUCUGCAGAAAAGGCUGCUCAUUAUUUGGAUGCUGCUAUUGAAGGCAGGUCGCAGGCUACCAGGGAUUUGUGCAGAGAUUCACAUUUGUUAUUCACUUUGCAUGUAUAUCAGUACAGUGUUGCUGGAAAAGGUGGAGUGGCUGGUGGUAGAUCAAGACUGCACCUAAUCGAUCUCGGCAACUCUGAACGAGGCAAAGCCAGCGGAGGCAUUCCAUUAUCCGGUCUUGGCAAUAUACUUCUGGCUAUUUUUAAUGGACAAAAGCAUUUGCCUUACAAAGAACACAAGUUGACGCAUCUUUUAAAAGACUGUCUUAGUUCCUUAACCUGUCACGCGGCAAUGAUAGUUCACGUGUCACCCUUCGCGCAAAAUUACGCCGAAACGUUGACGACGGUGCAAUUGGCUUCCCGAAUACACCGAAUGAGACGGAGAAGAAUCAAGUUUGUUUCAACGGCCGCUGGAAAUGGAUCAGGUGAAGAGCAAACUCGUACAACAGGAACAAGCAGCGAACCAGACCCUUCAAGUAGUGACUUGUCUGCUGAUACAGUAAUCUAUGUAGGCCGGGCAGAUGACGCUACUGACGGUGAACAUCCGCCGGUUUACAUCCCCAGCCUCAACUCCGGUGAUAAUCGUUGCUCAAUGAGUAAAGCACUGAGAGGCUCGUCAGCGGAACAAAGACCUUCUUCGACGAAAUCGUCUCCAAAGCCUGAAGCCUUACACCGUCCAAUGAAAACGCCCUGUCAGAGCGCCAAAACUUCUCCAGCGCACACCAGCUCACCAAAAUCGUCCCCCAGUCGGAUUCCUUCCAUUAAAAAACCUCCGGAAACGAUAAAACAUUCUAAUGGUGCUAGCGAUGAACAGUGGAUCGAUGGACCUAGAAUAUCCAAAAGUAAAGUAGCCGAAGCCCGACACCUGAUGAAAGAAGCGUGCCACAUCAAAAAACGCGAAACGUGGAUCGACGGCCCGAUGCAAGCGUCCACCGACCCUCAAAGCUACGGCUACAUGGACUCGCACAAGAAAAACAUGAUCCGGAAAUGGGUAGAACAUCAAACAAUCCAAAUAACCAAAACCGGCACUAAACACCCGGAAACCGGCAGUAAACACCCGGCCCGUCACAAAGAGCUCACCCAAUUCAAAACCGAAGAAGUCCAAGUCCAAGAAGAUGAAACUUUGAUGAAACCACUCAAAACUCAAGACAUUGAAAAGGGCGUGAUUAGAACAGGGUUGAAGAUACCAAGUGCCCGGGCAGAUUCGAUAGCUGAAGACGAGCAACAAAAAAAAUCGGAUGAUGAUGAUGAUGAGGAACCAGCCCUGCCUCCUGCUCUUCCAAUUAUCCAGCCCCUAAGCUCACGGGAAGUUUCUCUGGAAAGCCUGGACAUGAUACUCAAAGAGCGCAUGUUGUCCAACGCCGAGUACCAGAACAAAAGCUUGAUUCAUCAAAAAGAAGAAGAAGAAGACGAAGAUGAAGUAUUGGAAAUCAUAGAAGUUGAAGAGCCAUUGGAACCGGUACCCACUAUGGAUAGUUGUUUGCAAGUCACCGAAGAGGAUAUUGCACUAUGUAUGGGUUUUUCGGAAAAUCCUUUGCCAGAAGUUGAUCAAGAAAAUCCUCUUGACCAUCCUUUGAGGAUAUUGAGCCAGGAGAACCUAACUGUUGUUUCUACAUUUACGGAUUCUAUGAGCGUUUAUACGGAUUUAGAGAGGAUUUUGCCUAGACACAGGUACGAAAGGUAUUAUGACGACUAUGAAGAUCCAGACAACCCGCGCGUAAACGGCAACCCCGCCUUUGACGACACAACUCGAAGAAAAUUCGACCAACUGGCACGAUUGCACGAACUCUACACCCAUCGACUUGCCAAGGCCACUGUUGCCAACUCGGAAACUUACCAAUCGCAACAGCGCCACCCCAGAUCGCUUACCCGCUGUGGCAGUCUUACCUUGAACGACAUGCUUUACGGGCAUACACAGAACGACGUUCCAGACAAUAGCAGUAUCUAUUCAGAACCUGCUUACGUGCAAGAAAAAUUCUGCGAAAAUUGCAGAGUGAAUAUGUCGAGGCCGAGUACGGUGCAGAACUGGUACGAGCAAAGUUUUCUGAGUGCGAGUACGCAGGAUUUGUCUAGGCAUUGCGAGUCUGCAAAAAGCGGAGGAAGAUUUCAUCAUCAAGGACAUUGUCACAAUAGCAAAUUAACCACUAGAGAAGCUAAUUUGGCUUUUUUAAGGCAUCCCGACGGUGCAUCGAACCCAAAUUUACUCAAAGAGACAGCGUGUAGUAGGAGCGCGUUGCCUCUUGAUGUACCGUCGUCCAAAGUUGCUGUUCCCGCCUCCUCAAUUACUAGUCAACCAAGUACGGAACGAAUGAAUCGAGCCGUUCUGAGCCUGGAAACUGGUCUGAAGUUGACUCAGAAGUGCGAAGAGUACGAUUCCGGGCACGAUUCUACCCCGAGAACUUCCAAACAUAGUCCUGCGGCUAUUUCUAGGAGAGCUGAAAGCGGAUACGAUUCAGUGGUGCGCGACAGCGAAAGUAGCUCAAUCGAUUCAGAGCCGACGAGGUUUUCCCACGUUGGAAGGAGAGGCAAGUGCAAGCACAAACACGAAAAGAGUUUUUGCUCGUGGUUUCUGAACCCGUUCACCUGUAAAUACAUUGACGAGCCACCUGAGACACAUUUUUAA
Ceutorhynchus assimilis (cabbage seed weevil) is the source of this 4239-nucleotide messenger RNA. The record is from the annotation of a GenBank genome assembly. Lineage: Eukaryota; Metazoa; Arthropoda; Insecta; Coleoptera; Curculionidae.